UGAUGUACGAGAUCUUAAAAUGCGCAGGAAGCCGCGCGUGUGCUUGGCAUGUUUAACCUUUUUCAUAUGAAGGUGCAGCCAGUUCUUCUUGUUCUGGGAUUCAAGAAUGCCCCACGGACAGAAACCCUCAUUCACUCUAUUCCCGUGGAUGUGUUUUAUCACGUUCCUUUAAAAGACAUACUCACAGGGCGGUAAUUGGGAGCAGCUCACUCAGGAUUAUGUUCACUGAUGACGCUUCAUCGCAAUAAUGUGGUUGAGCAUUAAACGUGUUUAGCAGCCUAUCGCGAUGGAUAAAGGACGCAAAAAGAAGUUGACGUUUAUUACCAUCGGAUUCAUCUUCCUCUUGAGCGGCGUGGAAUAUGCGGUGAUACUGCCCACAAUAUGGAAGUAUCUGCAAACAUUAGAUGCACCACCGUACUUCCUGGGUCUGACCCUAUCAGCGUUCAGCCUGAGCGGCCUCCUGUCAGGGCCGCUGUUUGGUCACUGGUCAGACAGAACGCGAACCACCAAGAAGAUAAUCUUGUUUUCCAACCUUUUUGAGAUUGCGGGUAACUUUAUGUACUUUAUGGGCUUCUCCAAGUGGCUCCUGCUGUCGAGCAGACUGGUGGCAGGCAUUGGCACAGGCGCUGGCUCGUCCAUCUUCGGUUUCCUGACCAGAAGCACACUCCCAGAGGAUCGCUCGACUGUGUUUGCCGCCGUCAUGGUGUGUCGACAAGUGGGCCUUCUGAUUGGUCCAGCAUUUAACAUCUUCCUGCGACUAUGUGACUUCCGUCUGGGUCCCUUUGUGGUCAAUACCUACACAGCACCUGGGUUGUUCAUGUGUUUACUGUGGAUUCUUCUUCAACUGGCUGUGGUCUUUAUGUACUGGGAUCUUCCACCUCUGGAAAGGGGGAAGGACACUCCUAAAGCUCCACACAGUGUGUCUGAGAACGAACAAGAGACCGAAGAAGAUGAGGGCAAGGAUAAUGAAGAAGGAAAGCCACUAAUGCACUCCCAGGAGCUGGUGGGAUCCUACACCUCAGUGGUUGCUUCCGACUCACACAGGAAUCGUGCUGCUCCGAUUUCCGAUCCAACCCUGAAUCAUAUUUCACCUUCUCCCGGGCCAGCAGAGUCACAGGAAUCCCCAAGUCCCUUUAAGAAUUUCAGCCUCUCUCGUGAGUUCCUGAGAGAGGAGGUGGUUGUGCUGCUGGCUGCUCAGUUCAUCACCCUCUUUAAUCAGACCGCACUGGAGACUAUGGUGACUCCACUGACACAGAAGUACUUCAACUACGGGGAGCUGGAGAACAGCCUCAUGUACUGUCUUUGCGGCGUGGAGGUGAUCGCUGGCUUCCUGUUUGUGCGCUGGCUGAGCCGGCGUGUUGCUGAGCGAGUGAUUCUGGCUGUUGGCCUCAGUAUUUGCAACAUUUCCUGUGUCUGGUGCCUCAUCUUCGUGGCUAACCCGCUAGGUGGUUUCCCGUGGCAGCUGACAGAGUUUAUCAUAGGCGUAUUUCUUCAGGUUCUGGGUCUGCCGUUUGUAGCGGUUGCCCAGAUUUCCCUCUUCUCCAAAGUCACUUCUGAGGAAACGCAAGGUUUCAGUCAGGGGGUACGUCGUUCGGUUGGAGGUCUUGCUACCAUCCUGGGUCCGCUGUGGGCUGGUGGCCUCACGUACAACUUGUAUAUCAUGAUUGGGGUCAUGAUGGCGCUGCUGGUACUGCUAACGGUGAUGCUGGCCUUUUCGUACAAGCGGCUGGUGGAACCUUCUCAAGAGGAGGAAACGGAAAGCAGAGUCAGCUGUUAAUCCAGUUGCUAUGGAAGGUUGGUUGGUCAUUCUAAAAAUAUCUUAUUUCUAACAGACACAUUGGCAACACAAUUGCAAAAUAUACAGUGGUGUGGAAAAGUGUUUGCCCCCUUUCUGAUUUCUUACUUUUUUGCAUGUUUGUCACACUUAAAUGUUUCAGAUCAUCAAAUACAUUUUAACAUUAGUCAAUGACAACACAAUUGAACACAAUAUUUAGUUUAUAAAUGAAACUUUUUCUCAAGGGAGAAAACAAAUCCAAAGCUACACGGUCCUGUGUGGAAAAGUGAUUGCCCCCUAAACCUAAUGAGUGGUUGGGCCCCCCUUAGCAGCAACAACUGCAAUCAAGCGUUUGUGAUAACUUGCAAUGAGUCUCUUACAGCGCUGUGGAGGAAUUUAGGCCCACUCAUCUUUGCAGAAUUGUUGUCGCUCAGCCACAUUGGAGGGUUUUCCAGCAUGAAGCGCCUUUUUAAGGUCAUGCCACAGCAUCUCGGCAGGCUUCAGGUCAGGACUUUGACUAGGCCACUCCAAAGUCUGUUUGAUGAUCUGAAACAUUUACCACUGUAUUUAGUUUUUGAUAUUGAGUUUUUUUCAAGCUAUAUUUUCUUAGUGUUUUUCCGUAGGUUUUAGAAGGUGUUGCAGGAUGUAAAGAUCAGCCUUUCUGCUUUUUAUCAAUUUUUUUUUUUCCUGCUUGGCACCUCAGGACUCAAGGCUUCCUUUUUGUGUUUGGAAAGCGUUGCACACUAAUGAAGGUGGGAGGACUGUUAUGGUGAAUAUGGAUAUUUCCCAUGGAAAUAUGGACUCCAACUGACAUAUUUGUCCAAUUGUAGGAUGAUUGUUUUUUCAUUGUGUUUUUUUGUUGUUGUACCAACAUAUUUUUUUCAGUGCACACGUUAAGCUAUUGAAUUUACACGUUCAAACUUGCAGUUAUCCACUCACAAGGGGGAAAAAAAAGAAAGAUUUUUGAUGUUAACACUAGAGGGCGCGCGUGGACUUCUAAAGGAGAUGACUGUUGCACUGGCGUGUCUUUUAUCUCUGCCAGGAAUAAUAGUGAUUUAUUUAUUUACAGUCAAAUGUUCCACUUUUUGCUGUUGUUAUUUUAUGUAGUAAACAUUUGCUUGUUCAGUUAAAUUUGCCAAAUGAAGUCUGUUAAUAACAAAACCAAAAUACGUUCCUCGUGCAGCCAUUGCAUGUUCUUUUUUUGUCUUUUACCCCCAAACAUGAAUAGUUCAUUGAAAAAGUCAUGAAAAUAUUUAAAUGCUUUCACUAAUUUUGAUAUAACAAUUUGCUCUUAAUGUUCUUUUGACUGAAAGGGUAAUGUUACAAUAAAUUAUUAAACGACACAUGUCAAACGUCA
Molecule: messenger RNA, 3131 nt
Organism: Dunckerocampus dactyliophorus (ringed pipefish)
Lineage: Eukaryota; Metazoa; Chordata; Actinopteri; Syngnathiformes; Syngnathidae
Gene: mfsd8l1
Product: major facilitator superfamily domain containing 8-like 1
Exons: 11
Coding region: 287-1777 (496 amino acids)
Biological process (GO): transmembrane transport
Molecular function (GO): transmembrane transporter activity
Source: RefSeq, a predicted model, not a curated record